CGGCGGGAAAACGAGAAAGAGAAAUGGCGCGGAAACGACUGCUGUUUAAAAAAUUCCAAAAAACAAAAAAGCAAGGAAUUGUUGCUAUCAUGCGCCCGGAGCCUUUUUAAGCCACGUGGUUAACAAAGAUAAUCACGCGACGAUGACGUCAUAUAAACGACGCCGUUGGACUCUAUCUUCAACUUCCACUUUCAGGGGACUCGGUGCCACUGCAAUUCUGAGAGACUUUUGUAUCCGAGUCAUCCCGGAUUUUGUAACUGGCCGGUUUUUCUGUCGUAAUUCUUCAAUUAUAUCACCGUAAUGUCUGUGGUUUGCAGCUCUGGAACAAUUAGCGGAGAUUAUGCGGCGUUUGUAAUUUCUUCGCCGCCGUCUACCUCCGCCUAUGCAUCGUUUUCAUUCCCCUUGGCAUCCUCUUCCGCAAAAUUCUCUAAAUUCAAACCACGCCAAGCACUGCUGUCUUCAUCUUCUUUGUCAUGUGAUAGGAGAAAAUUUCCGGUUUGUUUGAAUAAGUCUUCCGAGGAGGAGGCGGAAGUAUCGGAGGUGGAAGACGAGUGGUUGCAGAGACUUCCGGAUAAGACGAAGCCAUUGUACUCUCACAGUUUACCUUCCUUAGAGGCGUGGUUGAGAAGCUUAGGGUUUUAUCAGAGCAAAGAGGAUAGAGCUGUUUGGUUUGUGGAGAAACCUGAUUGGCAUGCCCAGCUCUCUCUUGAUGUCACUGACCUCUAUAUUAGGUAUCUGAAAACUGGACCAGGGAAUCUUGAAAAAGAUAUGGAAAGGAGAUUCAGUUAUGCCCUAAGUAGGGAGGAUAUUGAGAAUGCCAUACUUGGAGGUCCAUGAAAGCAAAUAUAAGCCUAAUUUUUCCGGCCUUUGGAGUAGGAGAGCCUCCUUUUAUUAUUUAGGAAUAGUUAGGUAUCCCUCAAUCAAUCCAUUUUAAUCCGUUGUUAAUCAUUGUUGAUAGUGCUGGAUUCAAUUCUGAAAUGCAUAGAGGCCGAGGUUUAGAGCGUUCUUCCAGAUGUCGAAUGAUUCUAUAGUGCACAUUCAAGUGUAACUCCCAUACAUACAUUUUUGAAUACGAUUACUGAACAUUUGAGUUUAAAUCCAGUAAUGGAUAAUAUGGAUUACAUCUCUCUGUUCAUGAGGAGAUGUUUUUGGCUUCUUAA
Molecule: messenger RNA, 1160 nt
Organism: Oldenlandia corymbosa var. corymbosa
Lineage: Eukaryota; Viridiplantae; Streptophyta; Magnoliopsida; Gentianales; Rubiaceae
Source: the annotation of a GenBank genome assembly